UUUAUUUUUUUGUAUUCCUAAGUGUGCUCCCCAAUUAAUACUAUAGAUAAAUAAGAAUUGUAAGAGGUAAACUUUUUAAAUAACCAAAUUGGGUUAACAUAAGUACGGCCUGUGCUUUUUAAAUUUUAAUUAGACUAAGGUUACAUGGAGGCCCACGACAAUUAGGGUUUCUGUUAUGAGAACAUCCCCUAUAAAUUAGGCUACACAACCUAGGGCAAAAAGUAGGUUACGUGGCGGUAAGGAAAAUGGGUCGUGUGAUUAGGGCUCAGCGUAAGGGUGCUGGUUCCGUUUUCAAGUCCCACACUCACCACCGCAAGGGUCCAGCUAAGUUCCGGAGCCUCGACUACGGCGAGCGCAAUGGUUACCUCAAAGGAUUGGUGACGGAGAUCAUCCACGACCCUGGCCGUGGUGCUCCUCUCGCACGCGUCGCUUUCCGUCAUCCUUUCCGCUACAUGAAGCAGAAGGAGCUGUUCGUAGCCGCCGAAGGUAUGUACACCGGACAAUAUCUCUACUGUGGUAAGAAGGCUAAUCUUAUGGUCGGGAACGUUCUUCCGCUUGGAUCUAUCCCGGAGGGAGCUGUAGUCUGCAACGUCGAGCUCCAUGUCGGCGACCGUGGUGCUCUUGCUAGGGCUUCUGGUGAUUACGCCAUCGUAAUUGCUCACAAUCCUGACAGCAAAACCACUAGGAUUAAGCUUCCUUCUGGAGCGAAGAAGGUUUUGCCAAGUGGGUGCAGAGCCAUGAUUGGGCAAGUUGCGGGUGGAGGAAGAACAGAGAAGCCACUUCUCAAGGCUGGAAAUGCAUACCACAAGUACAGAGUGAAGAGGAACUGUUGGCCUGUUGUGCGUGGUGUUGCCAUGAACCCAGUGGAACAUCCCCACGGAGGAGGAAACCAUCAGCACAUUGGUCACGCCAGUACGGUAAGGCGUGAUAAAUCUGCUGGUGCUAAGGUUGGUCAAAUUGGUGCAAGGAGAACUGGUCGUCGCAGAGGUACAGCCACACUAGCAGCCAAGGCAGACUACUAGACUUGACUUGAAACACACUCUUCUCUGCUUUCUUGAUUUUGUUUUGCUUAUUUCUGUUAAAGUCUUAACACCCCAUUCCAUUGUUGCCGUUUACGU
Molecule: messenger RNA, 1118 nt
Organism: Camelina sativa (false flax)
Lineage: Eukaryota; Viridiplantae; Streptophyta; Magnoliopsida; Brassicales; Brassicaceae
Product: large ribosomal subunit protein uL2y-like
Biological process (GO): cytoplasmic translation
Cellular component (GO): cytosolic large ribosomal subunit; ribosome
Molecular function (GO): structural constituent of ribosome; RNA binding
Source: RefSeq, a predicted model, not a curated record